This is a messenger RNA of Ruditapes philippinarum (Manila clam), 1742 nucleotides long. Its product is annotated as cyclin-dependent kinase 5 activator 1-like. Gene Ontology annotation, cellular component: protein kinase 5 complex; cytoplasm. Lineage: Eukaryota; Metazoa; Mollusca; Bivalvia; Venerida; Veneridae. The coding region runs from base 445 to 1404 and encodes 319 amino acids. The record is from RefSeq and is a predicted model, not a curated record. Gene Ontology annotation, biological process: positive regulation of cyclin-dependent protein serine/threonine kinase activity; activation of protein kinase activity. Gene Ontology annotation, molecular function: cyclin-dependent protein serine/threonine kinase activator activity; protein kinase binding. The transcript has a single exon.
AUUCCCUGUCAGAAAACACGGCACUCGUGCUUCAAGCAUUGAAGGAGCUAAGAUCGAUAUUGGUCCUUCAAUAGAGAUAAAUCGCUUAAUGUUUGACCACAGUGUUAUAAGCAAAAAAAAAUGUUGGUUUAAUACACAUAAAAGAUUUGUACGUCCACGGUUCAAUUCUAAUAGAAAAAUUGUGUGGAAAAUUUUGAUAUACUCUGAAAGGAAAUUCGAUAAAAUUAGUGCCAGGGAUUUGCAGAACUGCCUUUAAGACGUUGGAAUUUAUAAACGGGAUCAAUAAGUCUGCGGUGGAGAAUUGACAAACCAGGAUAAGAUUACAGUCCGCCAUUUUUAGAAGGAAAUGAGUAAGGUGGUCGGGGAACAUAUUUACUUAGUAAUAUAAAUCUUUAUAUUUUUUUUCUUGUUAAAAUUUUAUAUAACGAUAUUUCAGUGUUCAAAAUGGGUACCGUGUUAUCAUUUUCACCGAGACCAAGGAAACCGGCGUACGAGGAGAUUAAUUUGAACAAUUUUAAUUACGAAAUUCUAAACAACACAAAAAAUCCGACGCACCAAAGUAAAGAUGUGAAGGACAAAAGUUUCAAACGUCAUACGAUAUUUCUGAGCGGAUUAAGUUGGAAAAAAUUCACAGUAAAUGGAAGUAAGAAGAAGGAUAAGAACAUUUUCAAACACUCCGCCGUCGGCUGUUUACCCGGAAAAGUGGACAACAAUUGUAACAUUGAAAAUAUAAAUAUCAACAAAAAUAUACAGAAAUCGGUGUCAUGCUACAACCUAAAAGCACCAGAAUCCCAGCUUCAAAAUCUCCGACUCAACAACAAUGAUGUAAAUAUCAACAACAAUAUAAACAAUAAUAUCAAAGCUUUGAAUGGAGUCGGUAAACCGGAAAUACAAUUGGUAAAGAAAGUCGACAAAAGCACAAGUCCCCGGAAAACCGUCAUCCAAGCGUCAACGUCAGAGUUAUUGAAAAGCUUGGGUGAGUUUUUGUACAGGCGUUGUAAAAAAUUGAAGCAUUUUGAAGGUAUGGACGCCAUCGUCUGGCUACGCACAGUUGACCGCUCCCUGCUGUUACAGGGCUGGCAAGAUAUUGCAUUUGUCAAUCCAGCAAAUGUUGUUUUUGUAUACAUGUUAGUUCGAGAGAUGGUCCCUGUUGAUAUGGAUGACGAGAAUGAGUUGCAGGCGACUGUUUUAACAUGUUUGUAUCUAUCCUACAGUUACAUGGGAAACGAGAUAAGCUAUCCCCUCAAACCGUUCUUAGUCGAAGACAGUAGAGACAAGUUUUGGGAUAGAUGUUUACACAUUAUAAAUACACAGAGCGGAAAUAUGCUUAAAAUAAACAGCGAUCCAAGCUUUUUCACUGAAGUCUUCACAGAAUUGAAAAGUUAUUCUCCCCUGAUAUGCUAGCCAACAUAAAACAAUUUUAAAGGAGUUGCUUUUACCUGUGGGAGAAGUUGCCAUUAUUGGAACAGCCUCAUAACCGGAAGUUGGAGAAAUAGACUUAAGAAUCGAACAAUUUGAUAAUCUGCAGGAUUAUACCGGUGGAAAUCAUGACAUUAGACUAAAAUAGUGACCGUAAGCAUUAUUUAACAUACAAUAGUUACCCGUGCAUGUUGUAACGAAAGGUUCAAAGGUCAUGCACGUGAUUUUCACCCAUUGCUUCGUGCCAAUAUGUGUACAAUUGUCGUGAUAAAACUGUCAUUUAUGAUUUUACAUCAUCUUUUUCUACUGUAGGUAGUUCUGUU